This is a messenger RNA of Microplitis demolitor, 1835 nucleotides long. RefSeq names its product lipid scramblase CLPTM1L. Bases 100 to 1737 code for a protein of 545 amino acids. The record is from RefSeq and is a predicted model, not a curated record. Lineage: Eukaryota; Metazoa; Arthropoda; Insecta; Hymenoptera; Braconidae. Gene Ontology annotation, cellular component: membrane; endomembrane system. The transcript is spliced from 8 exons.
GUCAGCACCAGCCACGUUUGAUUGUUACAAUUAGACUGUUUAUUAUUUACAAUAUGACAUCAACUAAACAAUAACAAAAUUUAUUUACAAAUAAGCAAAAUGCCCCGGCCCUCAUGGACUGCAAUAUUUUCCGGUGUUUUUGUUGGCUAUAUUUUUUAUUCAAUUUAUAGUUUAUCACUACUAUUUACAUCACCAUCAUGUGAACAAGGCAAGACUUGCAUUAAAUCAUAUUUAAAUUAUGAGCCAAAGUUGCAACUUUAUCUUUUUACUUCACCCUCAAGUAAACCCGUUUCCAAUGAUGCUGAACUUGUCUAUUCGAUGCUAAAUUUUAAUUACACGAUUCCCCAUACAAUGCCGUUAAGUUUAGAAAUCCCAGCGAAAACACGCAAUAACGGUACUUUAUUUUUACACGUAUUAAUAACUACGAAAUCAUCAAAUCGUGGAAAGUCAUUCAAUGACUUACUUAAGGAUCAAUACACAGUGUAUACGCGAAUUAAAAUGACUCAAUUCGCUGUACCACAAGCAGAGACUUUUAAUUUACUUGGUGAUAAAAAAACACCAGAAAUUUCAAAAAUAAAAAAUAAUAAAAUAAAGACUGUUUCACAUUUACGUACACGUAUUACAUUUACGUUAGUUACUGAUACGCCUGAAUUACCUGUUAAAAAUAUACCUGCAGAACUUGUGCCUAAUAUAAGAUUAGUAGGAAAUAAUAUGUUUCUUCCAAUAGUUAAUUAUGACUUUUUACAAACACGUUACAAAGAUCUUGAAACUAUAACUAGUGAUAGUCGUGUAAUGAAUGUGACAAUAAUGUACACUCCAAUAUCAAUGGGUAAAUUACGUUUGAUUUUACAUGUCAAAGCAGCUAUGGAGGGUUUAAAAAAUCUGGGAUUCUCAGACAAAGAUGUUGAUGAAGUUAAAGGAAUUUAUGCCGACACUAAUGUCUAUUUAUUAGCUGGUACUAUUUUUAUUUCCUCAAUGCAUCUGCUGUUUGAUUUCUUGGCAUUUAAAAAUGACAUAAGUUUUUGGCGAAGCAAAGGAAGUUUUGAAGGCCUGAGUGUUUCCACGAUAGUAUGGCGAGCAUUUAGUCAAGCAAUUAUAUUUUUUUAUUUACUCGACGAGGGAUCAUCUUUAUUAGUUCUGAUACCUGCGGGUAUUGGAACAUUGAUCGAGCUUUGGAAAACAAAAAAAGUAUUAAGACUUGAAAUAGUUAGAUCCGAUGGAAUAAUUCCUAGAUUAAGACUGCAGAAAGAUGGUAAAAACCAUGAAGAUGAAUCUCGAACACGUAAAUUCGACGCUGAAAGCAUGAGAUAUUUGACUUAUUUACUUUAUCCUCUUGUUAUUUCUGGUGCGAUUUAUUCGUUAAUUUAUCAACCACAUAAAAGCUGGUAUUCAUGGAGUAUUAAUUCCCUAGUGAAUGGUGUAUACGCAUUUGGAUUUCUUUUUAUGCUUCCUCAAUUAUUUGUUAAUUACAAACUUAAAUCAGUUGCUCAUUUACCCUGGCGGGCAUUUAUGUACAAAGCAUUCAAUACAUUUAUUGAUGAUGUAUUUGCAUUUAUAAUAACGAUGCCAGUUGCCCAUAGAGUUGCUUGCUUCCGUGAUGAUAUUAUUUUCCUUAUAUAUUUAUAUCAACGAUGGUUGUACCCAGUUGAUAAAAACCGCCGUGACACUGUGACAAUAUCUGAAGACUUAAGCCCGUCAAUUGCAGAAAAUGAAUCGACAGACAAGAAAAAUGAUUAAAUAUCCAAGACAAUUUAUAAUUAAAUAUUUGUGAUAAUUAUAUUUAUAUCUUUUUUUUUUAAAUUAUUCAAUAAUUUUUAUUACAUAACAGUAGUAAU